AUGGCAAACGUACAACCGAAUCCCAACUGGGAAUGCGAACAUUUGAGACCAGUUGAUGUAUCAAAUGGAUACCAUGCAGAUUUGGAUAUGUUUUCUCCUUUGGCUAGAAACCGCAUAUCACGUUCAUUGCCAAACUUUGAAGAAGACGCAGAAGAAAAUGAGAAUAACUUGAACGCGUACUCUUUCCGGCAGGUCAGACAUGAAGAUCGAACGCAGUUGUCUGCUUCUGUGCUAAUUAAUCAGCAGAUAUUUGAAAUCCAGCAGAAAGGUCUUUGCAGUGAUCCGACAGACUCGUCUCAGGAUAAAAUGCAGUGGCGUUCGUCAGCGACGAAAACUGUUCCGUUUGGUUCACCUUUUGCUAGAAAGAAGAAUGGGAAGACCCUGAAUGAGCUAGCACAACAGUCACAGAGGCAGCAGACGAAUGUCGGAAGUGCUGUGCAGGAGCUUCAUCUGGAUAGUGUCCACGCAGAGGCGAUGUCAAAUGGCCUAGAAGAGGGUCGAGAUUUGUUUCUGUCGCAUCCAGAACUUCAGGCUAAAUUGUCUUCAUUUUCAACGUCGCUGUUGCAUUCGGCCAGAGGAUUGGACGUUCAAAUUCCUCUUAACGGGCACCCUUCAGUAGCAGAAGCACCUUUUGUGAGUAACGUGAAUAAAAUGGCCGCCGCUUCUCAACUUAGCUCGCCAAUUUUUGUCGCUUCUGAUUCGCUGGACCUUGCAGAGAAGCUCGAACACUAUGCUGCGUUGUUGCGGGCAUCGGUGCUGAUAAACCAGAAUAUAUAUAUUGCUUUUAGAGCGGCUCGUUGCAAACCAGUUUAUCGACCGCACAGGUCUCUGCCGAUAUAUCUGAGCAGUUUUCUGAACCAGCAGUUGCAAAUCGGCGAACAGAAGCCGUUUCAAGUGAAACCGAUGCUGAAAACGAUUUUGAAGAGCACUCUUUUCGAUGUGAAGAACCUGUAUGGGUUAUGCGAAGACACCAAUGACAAUGAAGCCAACUCUGAAACUGACAAAUUGCUUGACGUAACCAGUGGAGUGAAAGCAUAUGUGGGUGAAGUUGAGCUUGGGGAGAAGAAAAGUCGGAAGAAAAAAGAAGUUAUUAUUCAUGAACCCGCAGUUUUGAUCGAGGGGGUUCUAUUUCGAGCUCGAUAUCUCGGCUCUACUCAACUUCUCUGUGAUGGUCCUUCGACCAAAGCUUCCCGCAUUUUGCAGGCGCAGGAGGCGGUUUCAUUGAUCAAGGCUCCUGAGGGUGAGUCGCAACCCAGUACAGACGUUGACCUGUUUAUAUCUACUGAAAAGAUUAUGGUGCUGAAUACAGAUUUGCAAGUAAUAUUAAAAAUGCAGUUGGAUAUUAUGAUGGAUCACAGUUUACGGACAAUAAGUUACAUAGCUGACAUAGGCGACUUGCUGGUCAUAAUGGCUCGAAGAGUUUCCCAAUCAGCUUCUGACGGACAGGGUGUUUCCAUAAAGCAGAUUCCAAAGAUGAUUUGUCAUGUUUUUGAAUCUGAAGAAGCUCAGUUUAUUGCUCAGUCGAUUGGACAGGCUUUCCAAGUGGCCUAUCUGGAGUUUCUGAAAUCUAGAGGAAUUGAAGAUCCAGGCUAUUUGCGAGAACUUGACUACCAAGAAGUACUCAAUUCUCAGGAAAUAUUCAGCGACGAAUUAGAUUUGUUUUCGAGCAAGGAUACGCUGAAAGAUGCUGUGGUGCCAAAAAAGAAGGACGAGCCUUUGGGUAUAGUGAUCGUCGAAUCUGGUUGGGGCAGUAUGCUACCAACGGUGGUAAUUGCCAAUAUGCUUCCUGAUGGACCAGCGGCUAGAUGCAAGAAGCUCAACAUCGGUGACCACUUAAUUGCCGUCAAUGGCAUAUCGUUGGUUGGUUUGCCAUUGACAUCCUGUCAACAGUAUAUCAAGGAUGCCAAAAGCUUGACCGCCGUUAGAUUGACAAUAGUGCCUACGCCGCCAGUUGUAGAAGUGAAGAUCAAGCGACCGGAUACGAAGUAUCAGUUGGGCUUCAGUGUUCAAAACGGUGUGAUCUGUAGUUUACUGCGUGGCGGCAUUGCCGAACGCGGUGGAGUUCGUGUGGGUCACCGAAUAAUAGAAAUAAAUGGCGAGAGUGUCGUGGCGGUCCCUCAUGAAAAAAUUGUUACCAUGCUUGCCACUGCCGUGGGAGAGGUGAGUUUGAUUGCUUUUUAA
Messenger RNA from Soboliphyme baturini, 2181 nucleotides. The record is from the annotation of a GenBank genome assembly. Lineage: Eukaryota; Metazoa; Nematoda; Enoplea; Dioctophymatida; Soboliphymatidae.